Prorocentrum cordatum is the source of this 795-nucleotide messenger RNA. The record is from the annotation of a GenBank genome assembly. Lineage: Eukaryota; Dinophyceae; Prorocentrales; Prorocentraceae.
CCCCCGCCGCCGCGCCCGGAGCCCGCCAGAGGCGCCUCGCCGGAGGGCGGGCGGGCGGGCGGCGGAGCCGUGGCGGCCACGCCGUGGGCAGGCGGCUGGCGGAGCUGGAGGACGCGGCGCGCCGAGACCGGUGCAGGAUCGGCGACAUCGGCGAGGCAUGCGGCCGCGGGCUGCGAGGGCUGCACGAGGAGGCCGGGCCGCCGGGCCGGCAGCCGAGGCGAGGCGUCCCUGCAGCGGCUGGAGGCAGAGCUGGGCCAGAGGAUCUCGGAGCUCGAGGCCCGUGGGGGUGCGCUGGCGCGCUCGCAAGACGAUCUGCGGCGGGCGCUGGAGAUGCAGGAGGAGAGGCUACAAAGCCACCUGGGUAUGCUGGCGCGGCAGGACGACGUGCAGCGGGGUUCCGCGGAGCUGGAGGAGAAGACGCGGCGCAGGCUGGACGAGCUGGCCACCGUCCUGAGGCAAACCCAGGCGGAGCAGAGAAGGCGCGAGGACGACGGCCGGCGCAAGCUGUCCGAGCUCGAGGCCGUCGCGAGCCAGAGCCAGAGGAGGCUCGGCGAGCUCAGCGCGGCCUGCGGCGAGGCGCUGGCCCUGCUAGAGAAGCGUGUGGAUGGCGUGACGGAGCAGUUGGCCACGGGGCCUGAAGGGCAAGGACGUGGCCUCCGACUGGCUAUGUUCCACGAGCGACUGGAGGCACUCGAAGGCUUUGCCGCCCCUUAGGCCGGGAGAUCGCCGCCAGCCGCUGCGACGAGCUGGGCGCGGCCUGCCUGGCGGCGGUCGACGCGAGCGUGAGGGCCCAGG